UGCUACAGAAUCUAAUCGACUGCCAAGAUGAGUGAGCAACUCAAGUUCAUCGUAGAGACCCUGAACAAGGAACCGUUCAAGAGGAACUAUAACCUGAUCAGCUUCGAUGCUCUGGAGCCGCUGCAACUCUUACAAGUGCUCAACGAUGUGUUCGCAGAAAUUGACUCACGAAGUGCACAAACCACCCCGUCUACUCCUGGAUCCCCCAGUACUAAAGUCAAAGAUCGUAACAAGCUGGACAUUCGCGAGGAAGCAGCAGACCAAACAGCCAUAAGGAUGCUGGGGAUCUUAAAGAUUCUCAAGUACAAACCCAAGACUGACAACACGAGUGAAUUUCGUCAGGGUCUGGUUAUGGGUGACAAGCCCACAGUGUACCAUAUCUUAGAAUGGUUGCUACAGCGAGUGCCGGACUUGAAGAAACGUGCGUAUCUUGCACGCUUCCUCGUCAAGAUAGAGGUGCCGCCGGACUUCCUGCAAGACGAUGCCGUUGCAGACUGUAACCAACAGUAUGAAGAGUUGGUGGAACAGUUUAAGGAACUGCACAAGGAGUUUACAGAGCUGCAGAAGUCUGGAUUUUCAACCUCAGACAUCAAGAAGGACAUCCAAUCAAUGGAGGAGGAGAAGGAGCAGGUUGUUCGCAGGAUCGAGCGACUGAAGAAGAAGGUGGAGUCUGUACCGAACUUCGACCGGAUGAUGGACACCGCCCGCAAGCUGCGUCAGGAGAAGGAGCGCGAACUGUCCCUGGCCAAUCAGAAACAAGAACAGAAGAACCAGUUGAUGCAUGCAGACCAGCGAUAUCAGCGUGCCAUGAACCAACUUAAAGACCUGCAGAGGGCUGCUAAAGGGGCCUCAGCUGAAGCCUUGAUUGAAAAGCUACAGGAGGAAAAUAAUGUCAACACGUACCUGGGACAGGAGAAACUACCAAAGGAAAUAGAAGCCAAGAGAAAAGUUGUAUCAGACCUACAGAAGGUGGUUCUAGAACCAGCUAUGGGACAGUCUGACUUGGAUGAACUCCACACAAAGAUCAAGGAUACGAAUGCAGAGAUUAACCAGUUAAUUGAGAAGAGGAUGAUGCGGAAUGAUCCGAUUGAUGACAAACUGUCCAUCUUCAAACAACAGGCCUCCAUCAUUGCGAAGAAGAAGAUUCAGGCCGCGGACGAAAUCCAGAGUACGAAAGACGAGCUGGCCGCUACGGAACAGGAGCUGAGCGAGAAACGACAGAUGGCGCGGGAACUGGAGGGAGGGGAGGUGUUGAAAGGAGAUGAGUUCAAGCGUUACGUGAACAAGUUGCGUGGAAAGAGUACCGUGUACAAGAAGAAACGGCAGGAGCUGGCAGAACUUCGGGCGGAGUACGGCGUUCUCUCUCGUACCGAGGAGAUCCUGAGACAACGGGACGAUAAUGCUCAACGUGCACUGGAAGGACUGGAGGCUAAGAAGGGCGUGUCUGGUUACCAUGACACCCAGGAGGAGCUGGAGAAGGUGUCCACGAUAAAAAGCGAACUAGACGAGAUGAAGGGAAAAACACUGGACGACAUCUCCGACAUGGUUUUGAAGCUGACGUCGACUAUAUCAGAGAAGAAGUCAGCCCUCGCUCCUGUUAUCAAAGAACUCAGGCCCAUGAGACAGAAAUGUCAGGAAAUGUCCCUGGUUUACGAAGAGAAGAAAGCACAGUACGACAACCGGGCAGCAGGGUAUGAGACGGACAGAUCCAAACUGGAACAGGAAGUCCGAACUUACCGAGAAGAAUGUGGUGCAGAAGAGAGCCGCUACCACUACCUACAGAGUAUGAAAAAGGUGGUGGAUGCCCAGCUGGCGCGAGCCCAGGAGGAGAUGAAACUGUACCUGUCCACAGACCCGCAGGACAAGAAGAAAGCCUGCAGGGAACAGUACACUAGGAAGAUCCAGGAACAAGAAAAUCUUGGAAAGACCCUGCGUGAGAAACAGAAGGCUGUCCGUGAGAGCCACGGGCCCAGCAUGCGGCAGAUGAAGAUGUGGAAGGACUUUGAGAAGCUGAUGGAGUGUAAGCGGCGCUGCUUCCUGGGAGAGCGCAACGCGGAGCGGACCAUGGGCGGGGCAGACUACAGGGACGACAUGGGCGGGGAGGAGAGGCUCGUGUUGUAAAAAUCUGUCAUUGUUUCAUCCGAGAGAAUCUUUGACCAGAAGAUUUCUUGUACAGAUAAUGUUGUCAUCUUUUCAUCAAUAAUUCCACACCGACUUAAUUUUAUAGAUGACAUCCUCUGAAGACACCCAAACUAGUGCG
Branchiostoma belcheri (Belcher's lancelet) is the source of this 2260-nucleotide messenger RNA. Its product is annotated as intraflagellar transport protein 81 homolog. The transcript has 19 exons. Gene Ontology annotation, cellular component: centrosome; intraciliary transport particle B; cilium. Gene Ontology annotation, molecular function: tubulin binding. Bases 28 to 2121 code for a protein of 697 amino acids. The record is from RefSeq and is a predicted model, not a curated record. NCBI's taxonomy places the organism in Eukaryota, Metazoa, Chordata, Leptocardii, Amphioxiformes, Branchiostomatidae. Gene Ontology annotation, biological process: cilium assembly; intraciliary transport.